Molecule: messenger RNA, 2279 nt
Organism: Lineus longissimus
Lineage: Eukaryota; Metazoa; Nemertea; Pilidiophora; Heteronemertea; Lineidae
Product: beta-hexosaminidase subunit beta-like
Exons: 12
Coding region: 23-1759 (578 amino acids)
Biological process (GO): glycosaminoglycan metabolic process; carbohydrate metabolic process; ganglioside catabolic process
Cellular component (GO): lysosome; membrane
Molecular function (GO): beta-N-acetylhexosaminidase activity
Source: RefSeq, a predicted model, not a curated record
ACUUCUUCCCCGGUUGGUCAAAAUGGCAGACGGACGAAAAUUUCUUAUUUUGCAAAUCCUGGUCCAAAUUUUGCUGCUGCUGCAUUCCGCAGUGGCACAUUUAUCUGGAGAAAAUGAAAAUAAAUCAAGCAUAAGAUAUGGAAUAACUCCUACAGUUGGUAUGCCAUGGCCUGCACCUAAGUCGAUGGCAAUCUCCAAAACUGCCUUUCUUCUGGAAGCAGAAAAUUUCCAGUUCAGAACCACUGGCCAGGAUUGUGAUAUCAUUCUAGAGGAGGCCUAUCGCCGUUACUAUGGUGAUAUCUUUUACAUCCAUAAUGAUGAUCGUUCAACCCUACGAUUUGCGAGUAGGACAAGACGGCCCGGGUCGCCCCUUGCCAUGGGUCUCAUCGAGGAACUUGACGUAAAUGUUUUGAAAGUGUGUGAAAAGUUUCCGUCGCUCGGCAUGGAUGAAUCUUAUCAUCUGCAAGUGCAGGCUCCAAAAUCUUUGCUGAAUGCAAAUACAGUUUGGGGAGCCUUGAGAGGUUUGGAGACAUUUGCUCAGACGAUCUACCAGACAUUGGAUGGUGAGUUCAUGGUCAAUGGUUCGACCAUCGAUGAUGCUCCAAGAUUUUCUCAUCGAGGAUUGUUGAUUGACACAUCCAGGCACUUCGUUCCAAAGUCAGUUUUGUACAGAAAUCUGGAGGCCAUGUCACAAAACAAGAUGAAUGUCUUCCAUUGGCACAUUGUUGAUGACCAGUCUUUCCCGUAUGAAAGUAAAACAUUCCCGGAUCUGAACAGAAAGGGUGCCUUUGAGCCUCAUUUCCAUGUUUACACCCAAGAAGACGUUGCUGAAGUCAUAGAAUAUGCAAGAUUGAGGGGAAUAAGGGUAGUACCAGAGUUUGACACACCAGGUCAUACUGAAUCAUGGGGUCCAGGUCAACCAGGUUUACUUACUAAGUGCUACAGCGGUGGAAAGCCAAGUGGGAGCUUUGGACCCAUUGAUCCAUCUGUCAACACAAGCUUUGCCUUCAUGGAAAAAUUGUUAAAGGAGAUCUUUGCUGUGUUCCCUGAUAAAUAUGUUCAUCUUGGUGGGGACGAAGUGUCAUUUACAUGCUGGCAGAGUAAUCCUAUUAUCAGCAGCUUUAUGAAGAAGAUGGGAUUUGGCACUGACUACAGUAAACUGGAGCAAUAUUACAUGCAGCAUAUUUUGAAUAUAAUUGAUGGCUUCAAGUCUGAUGAUCAGUAUAUUAUCUGGCAAGAAGUGAUUGAUAAUGGAUGCAAGGUUAGUCCAAAGACAGUUGUUGAAGUGUGGAAGGGAGGGUACCAAGCCGAACUUGCCAAAGUGACCAAAAUGGGCCUGACCACGCUGCUAUCGUCUUGCUGGUACCUGAACUAUAUAUCCUAUGGAAGUGACUGGACAAAGUAUUAUGCAUGUGACCCUCAAGAUUUCACAGGAACUGAUGCACAGAAAGCGCUUGUGAUUGGUGGUGAGGCCUGUAUGUGGGGCGAGUUUGUGGAUGGCACAAAUCUGGUGGCUAGAACUUGGCCUCGUGCAUCUGCAGUGGCUGAACGCCUUUGGAGUCCGAAGUCUUACACAAGCACUUCAGCGGCAGCUCCACGUCUUGAGGAACAACGUUGUCGCAUGUUAAGACGUGGUCUAGUUGUUGAACCUGUCAACGGUCCUGGUUGGUGCCUUCACGAAGUCCAUGGAAGAAGGGACGUCAAUGAGGAGCGAAAAUUCAGGCCAAUUUUCCCCGAGUUCAAGAGAGAAAACCUGUAAACUGAUGUAACCCAAGAUUUUUUCCUAUUGCUUUUCAUGCCCACUGAAGACACUUUUGAUUUUUACUGAUAAAUAAAUGAGUUCUACAAGCAUGAUUUGCAUCAAAUAUGGAAAAAAAUCUUUCCCAGGCUCUUAGAAGGGCAUGCUGGUUGGUAAAUUGGAAGGCCUGUCUUGAAUACACCUGAUUCUCAAUCAGCUGAGGAACUGAUACAAAUACAUGUAGUUCAACCGUGCCAUUAGAUUAGUUUUUGCUUUAUUUCAACAAUUAUUGUUUAUGCGCUUUCGUAUAGAAUAUAUUGGUGCUUCAUCUCAAGGUUGAUAGAGGUUUUAAAAGGUAAUAAUGUACUUUGUUGUAGUGGGAAAAGCAAAAGUGCAGCUGAGAUAUACUUAAAAGGACUUGAAUGUGCUAAUUUGUUAAAACAUGUCCUCAUCUUGUACUGGUCACAUUCCAUACUCAUUUUGUACAACAAUAUGAUAAUUAUAUAAAAUAAUAGUAAUAAAAUUGGGCAAUUUGCUCAUA